CACGGAUGAAAAAUGACACAAACCGCUUCAUUCAUAAACACCACCUGCCCGUCAUUAAGGAAAUACACACGCGCACAUAUUUUCUGUAACAUCGAUACAAAUGCACUACACCAACUACACGUUGCACCAGAAACACAUUAACCGUUAACGCAAUGCGUGUGUCAUGAUCAUUAAAAGGCGCAUAACUUCUAUAAAGUGGCACAACUAACGAAAGCUGCACAUCGGGGGGUCACUGGGACAACAAUGGCGGAAGAAGACCGUUCUCGGUUUGGGGAAACGACCACCCACCCACUGGAGAACGAGUAGAGGCUGAGGUGGGAAGAGGAGGAGAAGGGGGAGGACGCCAUUGCAGCCGCAGCUGGCCGCCCGUGGCUUAACGAGGGACUCGCGUUAUCCACCUCCGCAAUGUCGAGGAGCGGGCUUUUUUUCUUUCACGCGUUUCCCCCGGCGCUCAACCCGCAGCCGGCUGUCCGGCCACUAAGCGUGAAAACGGGCAAUUGCGAUGGACGCGUCGCCUUUUGAUAAGGAGGAAAUGUGGAGCCGCCGCGCCGAACCGAAGCAGUCGCCAACCCUUUCCGCACCUGUCUGGUGGCCCAGCCUCACGCCAUGAACAUCAGCAGGAACUGCAGCGCUGUGGGGAAUGCUGAGGGCCUGGCCGCCCUGGAGUCGGUCUCCAUUGUAACCAUCACGCUCCUGGCCUGCCUGGGCAACCUCUUGAUAGUGGCGACCCUCUACCGCCGGCCUUACCUGCUCACGCCCAGCAACAAGUUUGUGUUCAGCCUGACCGUGUCCAACCUGCUGCUGUCCGCGCUGGUGCUCCCGUUUGUGGCCGUGAGCUCCGUGAGGAGGGAGUGGGUGUUUGGGGUUGUGUGGUGUAACUUCACUGCCCUGCUCUACCUGCUCAUCAGCUCUGCCAGCAUGCUUACCCUCGGAGCCAUUGCCAUCGACAGGUACUAUGCAGUUCUUUACCCGAUGAUCUACCCCAUGAAGAUCACGGGAAACCGGGCUGUCGUUGCCAUCGCCUAUGUGUGGCUGCACUCCCUGGUGGGCUGUCUGCCGCCUCUGUUUGGCUGGUCCUCCUUUGAGUUCGACUGCUUCAAGAGGACCUGCGUGGCGUCUUGGCACAGAGAGCCGAGUUACACGGCCUUCUGGGUGAUCUGGUGCAUCCUCCCCCCCUUAUUCAUCAUGCUUGCCUGUUACGGUGUCAUUUUCCGCGUUGCCCGCAUGAAAGCCAGGAAGGUGCACUGUGGGACGGUGGUUGUGGCCCACGAGGACUCCUCUGGCGCCCACAAGAACGGACGUAAAAACUCCAGCACCUCGACCUCCUCUAAUGGAAGCCGGCGGAGCCUCGUGUACGCAGGGAGCCAGUGCAAGGCCUUUGUCACCAUAUUGGUGGUAGUCGGCACCUUCCUGUUGACCUGGGGGCCGUAUGUCGCGGUGGUGUGCACCGAGGCUUUAUGGGGACACGGGAGUGUGUCUCAGGGACUGGAGACUUUGGUGGCAUGGCUGUCGUUCUGCAGCGCCGUGUGCCACCCGUUCAUCUACGGCCUGUGGAAUAAGACGGUGAGGAAGGAGCUGCUGGGGAUGUGUUUUGGCGAUCGCUACUACAGAGAGUCGUUCGCCACGCGGCAAAGGACGUCCCGCCUCUUCAGCAUCUCCAACAGGAUCACAGAUUUGGGUAUGUCCCCUCACCUGACCGCUAUGCUGGCCGGCGGAGGUCAUCUGCUGGCUCCAGGCAGCAGCACGGGAGAUACUGGCUUCAGUUUCACUCAGGACUCAUGCACAGAUGUGAUGCUGCUAAACGACUUCUCCACAGACGGCUCCUCCCACCCACAACAGCACGGGAAUCCGUCCGGAAAAAGGAGGAGCUCUGUCACCUUUGAAGACCAGGUGGAGCAAGCCAAAGCCGAAAACACUGCCACGUCCUCGGUUCAAGUCCACGCAGAGGUGCACAAGUCGCUGGACACCUUCGCCUCCUGUCUGGCGAAGGCAAUAGAGAGCGACGCUAAGCUCACCCUGUUUGGGGACGGUCUGGUUCUCCCGGGGGGGCUGUUCACGACAAGAGCGGCGCAAAGACCCAGAUACCUGGACGGCCAGAGACUGAGGCUGGAGAGCAUCGAUGAAGGGAUCGUUAAAGAUGGCCGAGAAGAGUAGGAGGAGGAAAAACCAGCAUGAACACAAGCAGGUGUGGUGAUGUGUUUUUUACACUGCGCACACCCCAAACUCUUCUACAUGUGACUAUUUAGAGUGGUGCUUGUCCCGCUCUGGUGCAGUUUAUGAAGGUUGACCUGUCUGCACAUGGGUACUCUAUACUUGAAAUGAUUAGCAAACAAAGAGGCACAUUAAUUCCACUAUGUCGAACCAGGUGCGCCAUCAGUGUCUUGUGUGGUUUCAUGUAAUCAAUAGGAAGCCUUAACUACUGUAACCUAAAGGAUCACAUUGUUGUAGUAAUUUGUCUAUUACUCUGUAUUGUUAAAAGGUCCUCAGAAUUUGCCCUAUGUUUUCGGUUAGUUUUAAACUAUUUUAUUACGAGACGAUCUCAAAGCCAAAUUCUUUAUUCAGGUACAGACGACAGUGUGCUGGUAGAACACACGCACACACACGCGUUUUCCGCAUGCAGAGUUGGACACGUGAGAGUUAAAAUACUGGUCAUUGACAGUGAAACAUAAUAUCCAUUACUUUGGGUUUUCAUUAGCUUGAAUGAUCUGCAUCCGUAUUUAUUUAAAAUCAAAGUGUCAAAGUGAAAUAUAUUGGAGGUUUAAGAAAAAUUAAUUGAUAUGACCCCGUAAGUAGAGUUCUUAUUCGCCAUAAUCAGUCAAAGGCCUUAAAUGUAAUAAAGGGGGAAUUUAAAGGGAGUGUGUAACAGAUGUUACGUCUUUUUGGUGAUAGAAAGUUAGUUUCAAAAAGAUUGAUCUAAAUGACUGUUUAUUUAAAACCACAGUAAGCGAAAGGCCUUCUGACAGCAAUGAUUAGCAUAUAAAUUCUUGAAUUAAGCCCUUUUCCAAAUUAAGUGUCUUAACCAUCAAUUUCUAAUCACGGUUGAAUCAAAGAGGCCUUUCGAUGUGUCAUUACCGGUGAUGGGUCAGCGAACAACAGUACUCACUGACCUGUUUUUAUUGGGGCCCUUGGAACAGAGCCCCCCAGUUAGUGUUCUUAGUAACACCUGUGGGCUUCCUGCUGUCAUGAGUCUGAAUGUUUGCUGUAGAGAAGGCCUAUUGAUGGGGGUUGAAGACUCAAAAUAACCUUUACGGUUUUGUCUGUUGACUUCUACCCCAGUGCAUGCUGGGAUAAGCUCCCAACCAAGACGCCGAGGAGCAAUUUUGCAUAGGAAAGUAUGUAUUUUCAUUGGAAAUCCAUAAUUCAUUAUGGAAAAACUUUCCACAGCUUAAUAGGAAAACACCUGUGUUGAUUAUAAACAUGCAGAGGAGAAGAAACGGGAAUGGUAAUGACAUUAUUAUUAACCGCUACAGUAUGUGAUCGCUCACAUAUAAACUACUCAUUGUGUCAGAGAAAUCAAGAAUUACUGUAGACAGUAUCAUCGCUUACCAGUCAGGAAUUUACUGUUGCUGCCAUGUGGUCGUUUUAACAAAAAACUGCUCUUAAAUAAGUGUUGGCAAAUGUGGUUUACCUCAAGAUUACACUCCAGCACUCCCUUUAAAGUUAUGAAAGAAACUGAUAUUUGUAAUAAGUUCAGUGCUUCAGUCUUACCUCCAUCUUUUUAUAUUUUUGAAUGGUACUAUACACAAAGUGAUGUAACCUUUUUCAUUUUCGCUAUACAGUUUAAGUAUUAGAAAUAUUUGCCAUAAGGUUUUGUAUCAAGAUUGUUCUAUUAAAAUGCUUUCAUAUAAACGCUCUGAACUUUCUUUUUUUCGUGGUUGUGAAGCUUGUGCGAUGUUUCAACAGCGACCACAUGUCUUGCAGUAAUAAACUGAAGCGGCUUUACCAUUAUUCACACACCGUAUCACAAUAAGGUCGUUAUAGAGAACAGUUAAACAUUCUUACAGAAGAAACCAUCUUACCAACUAACAAUGUACAACAUGAAGAGCUGUUUGAAGUGCUACCAAUAAACGUUACUCAAUC
This is a messenger RNA of Gasterosteus aculeatus aculeatus (three-spined stickleback), 4080 nucleotides long. RefSeq names its product G protein-coupled receptor 161b (gene gpr161b). Gene Ontology annotation, cellular component: recycling endosome; plasma membrane. The record is from RefSeq and is a predicted model, not a curated record. Gene Ontology annotation, biological process: G protein-coupled receptor signaling pathway. Gene Ontology annotation, molecular function: G protein-coupled receptor activity. NCBI's taxonomy places the organism in Eukaryota, Metazoa, Chordata, Actinopteri, Perciformes, Gasterosteidae.